Messenger RNA from Cebus imitator (Panamanian white-faced capuchin), 3726 nucleotides. It is a transcript of the gene MPZL3, whose product is annotated as myelin protein zero like 3. The record is from RefSeq and is a predicted model, not a curated record. Gene Ontology annotation, cellular component: membrane. NCBI's taxonomy places the organism in Eukaryota, Metazoa, Chordata, Mammalia, Primates, Cebidae. The coding region runs from base 146 to 853 and encodes 235 amino acids. The transcript has 6 exons.
UGGUUCUGGAAAGAAGCCAGGUUCCUAUGGUAACUUCGGAUCGUUAAGUUGUCUCACUGCCUCCUGCUGACGUCACUUCCGGUGUUACCUGUGUCGUUACUGGGAGCUGUAAACAAGGUGUGCAAGCAUCUGAAGAGCUGGCGGGAUGCAGCAGAGCGGAGCGGCUGGAGGCCGUGGCUGCGCUCUUUUCCCUGUGCUGGGCGUCCUGUUCUUCCAGGGUGUUUAUAUCGUCCUUUCCUUGGAGAUUCAUGCAGAUGCCCAUGUCCGAGGUUAUGUUGGAGAAAAGAUCAAGUUGAAAUGCACUUUCAAGUCAACUUCAGCUGUCACUGACAGGCUGACUAUAGACUGGACAUAUCGCCCUCCCAGCAGCAGCCGCGCAGAAUCAAUCUUUCAUUAUCAGUCUUUCCAGUACCCAACCAUAGCGGGCACAUUUCGGGAUCGGAUAUCCUGGGUUGGAAAUGUAUACAAAGGGGAUGCAUCUAUUAGUAUAAGCAACCCUACCAUAAAGGACAAUGGGACAUUCAGCUGUGCUGUGAAGAAUCCCCCAGACGUGCACCAUAAUAUUCCCAUGACAGAGCUAACAGUCACAGAAAGGGGUUUUGGCACCAUGCUCUCCUCUGUGGCCCUUCUUUCCAUCCUUGUCUUCGUGCCCUCAGCCGUGGUGGUUGCUCUGCUGCUGGUGAGAAUGGGGAGGAAGGCUGCUGGGCUGAAGAAGAGGAGCAGGUCUGGCUAUAAGAAGUCAUCUAUUGAGGUUUCAGAUGACACUGAUCAGGAGGAGGAAGAUGCGUGCAUGGCGAGGCUUUGCGUCCGUUGCGCUGAGUGCCUGGAUUCAGACUAUGAAGAGACAUAUUGAUGAAAGUCUGCAUGUCAUAAGAAGAGUCACCUAAUAACAGGAAACAUCCCAUUCCACUGGCAGCUACGGCCUGUCAGAGAAGUGGAGCUGGCCUGGACCACAGUGGUGGACAAUCCUGGAGAUCAUCAGUAAAGACUUUAGGAACCGCUUAUUUAUUGAAUAAAUGUUUUGUUGUAUUUAUAAACUGUUCAAGAACUCUCAUAAGAGACUCAUGACUUCCCCUUUCAAGAAAUUAUGCUGUAAUUGAAUGAAGAAAUUCUUUUCCUAAUCAAAAAGAUACUUUAUGGUUCAUCUUUGCUCUGGAAUGUAUUACGUUUUCCUCCAGCUGUUCGAAGGAGAAGCCUGCAUGUAUGCCACACCGCUGACGCCAAAACCACUUUCUAAAUGAAGUGGAGCUUGUGGCUUCCUGAUUUGUCACCAGACAAAAUAUUUGCUUGGGAUGGUAUUCUUUGAUUUUUGCUCCAUGUACACUGUCAGCUGUGAGUAGUAUAGGGCAUAUACUCAUUGUUUUAAUGACCUCAACCUCAGUUGUUUUUGGAUAACUUAGAGUGUAUACUCUUAGUUUCCUUAAAGUUGCCAGGAUCAAAUCAUUGGUUUGCUUUGACUGGGUUUUUAAAGUAUUAAAUACAAUGUCAUCAAUUUACAAUUAAGGAAGGGAAUAGCGAGGUAGAAUAAUUAUUUUCUUUAGUCUUGCUGGUACAAUUUGGGCCAAGGAGUCUUUUAUAGCUACUACUUUUCUUCUUGACUUUUCAAGUCAGAGGCAAGAAAAAUUCUUUACAGGUUUUUAGUAGGGGCUUAUAGAGUAUUUUAGGAGUUCUUUGCAAUUACAACAUGUUUCACUUGUAUUGUUUUUCAAAACUUUGUUGAUUUCUAAAAUGUGCCAACUCUGAGUAAACUAUGAGUACUUGCAAGCUGUUUUUACAUAAUAUUUGAGAUGAGGAAGUGAGAUUGUGUAUAGCGUAGUUCUCCUUUCUGUUCUCUCGGUGCCUUAUAACAGCUUACUCCAUUCUGCUAUAACAGCUCAUUUCAAAGUUUAAUUUACAUGGGACUUUUUAUAAGCCAUUAAGGCAUAUGGAUAGCAUAUCAGUAAAGAUGGACAGUGCAUAUAUAAAUAGUCCUCUGUAAUAGUGAUCGGGUUCACUUCUCAAUUACGGGAGACAAAAAUUAUCCCCUCGCUGGUCUCUAUUCUUUGAACAGGUUGAUCCCUUUUCAUGGUUUUCAUUAGGUGGUUCAGGAAGUUUCCAUAUUACAGCAUUUUAGAGUGUAUAUGUUAGUUUAAAAACCACUUUUCUCUCUCAAUCUCUCUCUCUUUUUUUUUUGCCAAGAUCUAAUUUAAAACGUGGGUUGUUAGAUCUGUCUCUUAGAUUUGGCCUGGUUUCUACUAUUAAUCUGGUCCACAGAUUAGCAAAUCCGUUUAGUUGGAGGAUAUUGUGAUUUGACUUUGGUCACGCGAGGAAGUAGGAGAGGCGAAGACAGGACCAGCCGUUGACAUUUCCAGUGGUUAAACCUCACAGUACUUUGGGCUGCUUGUUAACUUAUGUGGUUGUCACAGGCCAAUCUAAUGUGACCAUUUCUGACACCUCAACAGUGAGAGGAAAGCAACUGGAGCAAUGAGAAUAAAUAAUUCAAAUCUCUCAGAGAUUUGAAGAUAGAGAUCUAAUUGUAAGGGGAACUUUCUUGUGUGUCCUCAUUUCUCCGAGAAAGAGAUAAUGUCACAGGAACUCACUGAAAGCCGCAUCCCAUUAAAUGAGGAACCAGUUUUGGCUGGGCCUUCUUGUAAAGCCCUUGCAGGUGUGUUGUGAAGAUCACUGCAGGGUAGUGUGUUUGUAGACUGACACCUAGUCUAAACUUGAGGUAGUUGGUGCUCUAUGAAUACUCAGUCAUGUUAUUUUGUAGCCUUAAUCAUGACUUGAACUAGUCCCUUCCUUUUUAAAUGACUGAACAAUAGAGUCCUUCGUGGUAAGUGAGUAUGUUGACAAUUUAGUUUACUUAAUUUAGUUGACUUCAUGGGUUUGUAGUCACAUCCCAGUCAUUGGCUGCUAUCAUUUUCCUUCUUUAUCCCUUAUUUUGAGAUUUGAGUUACAGCCUUUUAUUCUUCAAAGGGUCCCAAAGCAGUGUACAGACACCUGUCUUCUUUAAGGAUGAAAGGAAGAUAAAGUGGUUUACUGUUUACUUGUUUGUUUCACCUGUUGUUGAAUAACUUCUAAGGUGCUAUUCGCUCUCUUUGCUACUCCACGGGCUCUUAUCAUACCCCUGGAAACCAGCUUCUUUUAGAAAGGGAACUUAGUUCAGAAGGGAUUAGAAAUCUUUCAGAAUUUUUCUUUAGCUGCUGAAGUUUUUACUCGUGGUUACAUUAUCUGGAGUUUUAUGCAUUAAGCUCUUAAUUCUAUUACAAAAUGUGAACUUGUCAAUUGCUUUGUGUUUUCCAUGUGACCUGCUACUUCAGGCUACUUGGAGAACAUCUUAGUCCUCUGCAGCUCCUGAACUCAGCACUGGUGCUUCAGGAGAGAAGGUAGCAUGUCUUUGUUAAAAACAAAACGGAACAAAACAAAAUGACCCUUCUGGAGGCCACAUCCUGAAUAUGAACGUUCUACUAAGUCACUCAGUUAUGGUUCUAAAGGGAAACUGUAAGAAGACCAUAAGGAGUGGGCCAAGACUAUUAUUUAAUUGCACAACUUGAAACUUCGCUGCCAGAAGAAGCAGCUCCAUUCCUGUGACUCCAGUGUUGGGCUGUUAACUGCCGCACCUCAUUGCCUUUUUGUUUUUGUUUUUUUGUAGGAGAGUAGGCACUGUUGGGGCAUAUGCACAGAUAUUGUAACUCUUGGUAUCUUUACUGCAUCAUAGUUAAUAAACUUCUUUGCAUCCUUUGGCUA